UGAGACCGACCAGACGUGAAAUGAAGCGAUAGUUGGCCGGUUCACUAGUGAUCAAGGUUGAUGGCCAGCUCAAGCCGCCAACCACUUCUUUCUCUCGACUCUCGAGUUGUUUACCUGCUCCCUGCUCUCAGGUGUGCGAGAGGAAUACGAAAUUAAAGAUGGUAGUAGUGACAAUAGUGGCAAGAUUGUAAGACAUGCCUCCGUAGCGCGAAGUGAAUGUGGUUGGAAGACAAGAUUUUAUGCAUACAUAUUCUGGAUUAUUUGUUCUUUAGUAGAUUAUGAAAGUGACUUUUUAAGUAAAUAAUAAAAGGUCAGGCGGAAGGAUGAAGCAAGGAGAGCUGCGACGAGCCCUCCUACUCGUUAUCAUCUUCUGCAUUUUCCUCUUCUUUUACCUUUACUGGCAACAAUCGACCAAAAAUGUUCCGACUGUGAUUUAUGACUACAAACACGUCCAUUCAGCGUAUAAGAAAUCCAAUCCUUCCCAAUGGACAUGGGACUGCAUCAACCAGCGUUGCGAAAGGCGAUACAUAAAAGAAACCCAAAAGCCCGUUUCGCUAGCAACAUGCAGCAUGUUGUGUGGUUCCACGCAGCUCUGGCCUCAGCCCACCGGCCCCGUCACUUUAGGUAGCAAAGCCCUUACUUUUAAUCACAAUCAUUUCAAAUUCGAAAGCGACGUCGCAGAGCCAGCGAGAGUGCUACUGCAAGAAGCCUUUGCUUUAUUUAACGAUAACGUAAUUAGCUUAGUAGAACGAUCAGAUUAUGUCAAAGAAAAAGCGGACUUAACGGAAUUUCUUAUAAAAGUGAAUAUAGGAGACGCAAAAAUUACAAAAUUAACUCUACAGACAGACGAAAGCUAUACUUUAGUUGUCAAACCUUUAGAGACUAGAAUAAGUGCUAACAUUACAGCUAAAACCUUCUUCGGAGCUAGAAGUGCUCUAGAGACGCUCUCGCAGCUAAUUUGGUGGGAUCCUUACACCAACGAUGGCAUACUGAAAGUUAUAAAAGGGGCAACUGUCAAGGACAAGCCUACUUUUUCCUAUAGAGGACUUAUGGUGGACACAUCACGUAAUUUUAUGUCUACCGACAGUCUUAGAAGGGUUCUCGAAGGAAUGGCUGCCAGUAAGUUGAAUGUAUUCCAUUGGCACGUUACAGAUAGCCAAAGCUUUCCACUGGAAGUACCAAGCUUACCUUUAUUAUCAAAAACUGGUUCUUACUCGCCGGAAAUGACGUAUAGUCCUGCAGAAGUGAAAGAUCUGGUACACUUUGCUAGGGUGAGAGGAAUACGGGUGAUCUUAGAAGUUGAUACUCCUGCGCAUGUUGGAAAUGGUUGGGCUUGGGGACCGACCAAAGGACUAGGCGAACUUGCAGUUUGUAUCAACGAACGACCCUGGAGCUUGUAUUGUGGCGAACCACCAUGUGGCCAACUCAAUCCUGACAACCCUCGCGUUUACGAAAUCCUCGAAAAGCUCUACAAAGAUCUUCUAGAUUUAAGCGACGAAGAUGAAAUAUUCCAUAUAGGAGGAGACGAAGUGAAUUUAGAGUGUUGGUCCCAACAUUUACAGAAAUCCAGCACUGUGUACAACUUCACUGACCUCCACGACUUGUGGGGAGAAUUUACCGUUAAAGCUAUGAACAAGCUUACUGCAGCCAAUGCUGGAAAGCAGAUACCACACGUUAUCAUCUGGUCUAGCAAGCUCACUAAGCGACCUUACAUCACCAAGUAUUUAAAUAAGUCACAGAUCGUCGUGCAGAGUUGGGGAGCUAGUCAAUGGUCGGAUACGCCUGAUCUUCUAUCUGAUGGCUAUAAGAUUAUAAUCUCCCACGUGGAUGCUUGGUAUUUAGACUGCGGAUUUGGCCGAUGGCGAGAAACAGGAGAAGCUGCGUGUGACCCUUAUCGUCCCUGGCAGACGGUUUAUAAUCAUCGGCCUUGGCAGCAGCAGUACAGCAACAAGAAGCUUAUCCUAGGUGGCGAAGCUUGUCUGUGGAGCGAACAAUUCGACGAAGGCUCUCUGGAUGCAAGGCUAUGGCCUCGAGCAGCCGCCUUCGCAGAAAGAAUGUGGAGUGACCCACAGAUCGACCUCACUACACUCAACAUACAAGAGGAUGUGUAUACUCGAUUAAAUACUCACAGAGAUAGAUUGGUCAAAAGAGGUCUUCGAGCUGAGGCCUUGUGGCCAGAAUGGUGCGUUCAGAAUCCCGGCAUGUGCCUUUGACAAGCCUUAUUCGCCUUAGACACAACUAGAUUUUUCCUCCUCAGUGAUAUUAGUUUAGUGAAAUCAAAGACAAUUAAAAAUUACCACCACCCUUUCGCCUUGUGGUCUAAAAGUGCAUUCUUAUGACUGAACUGUUUUGGAGAUUGAUCUCAUUUUUUAAACUUUAAAAUAAAUAGUGUUGUAGUUGUUAAGAGUAAAUCAUAGAUCUAUGUACAUACGAAAUAAAAUGUUAUUUAUAAUUA
This is a messenger RNA of Diabrotica virgifera virgifera (western corn rootworm), 2455 nucleotides long. It is a transcript of the gene Fdl, whose product is annotated as probable beta-hexosaminidase fdl. Gene Ontology annotation, cellular component: membrane. NCBI's taxonomy places the organism in Eukaryota, Metazoa, Arthropoda, Insecta, Coleoptera, Chrysomelidae. The coding region runs from base 324 to 2213 and encodes 629 amino acids. Gene Ontology annotation, molecular function: beta-N-acetylhexosaminidase activity. The transcript is spliced from 6 exons. The record is from RefSeq and is a predicted model, not a curated record. Gene Ontology annotation, biological process: glycosaminoglycan metabolic process; carbohydrate metabolic process; ganglioside catabolic process.